GGGAGGAGUUUUACGAGACGUCUCCAUACGAGCCGAUCCACUUCUCUGAGGAAUUCAGACAUGCCUCCAUCAUCUCAGAUUCAUCCCUGACCAAGAUGAGCCCCUGCUCCGAGGCAGGGAAACCCUGUAACCCCUGUCUGGAUGCGGCGAAGGCUUGUAACCUUAACGAGACGUGUAAACGUCUCCGAUCUGCCUAUAACUCCAUCUGCAGCAAGACCACGCCCCCACAGCCCUCUGCGGGCUAUCAGGAGCCGUGUAGCAGGAAGCGAUGUCAGAAGGCCCUGCGACAGUUUUUCGAGCGGGUGUCAUGGGAGCUGAGCUACCCCCUGCUGUUCUGCUCGUGCCCGGACCAGGCGUGUGCUGAGCGUCGCCGUCGCACCAUUGUCCCGUCCUGCUCACACCAGGAGAGGCACAAAGCCAGCUGUCUGGAGCUGCGGCGCACCUGCCGCUCGGACGCCCUGUGCAGGUCUCGUCUCGCUGAUUUCCACAUGAACUGCCAGGUGACACCACACACCGUCACCACCUGCCCUCACGAUAACUACCACGGCUGCCUCAUGUCCUAUGUCGGCCUCAUUGGCUCGGAUGUAACGCCAAACUACAGCGACAGCAGCCCAUCCAACAUCACUAUGAGCCUGUGGUGCACCUGCAGGGGCACCGGCCACCAGGAGCACGAGUGUGAAGCUUUCCACCGCGAUUUCACACACAACACCUGCCUCAAAAAUGCCAUCCAGUCAUUUGGUUACAGCUCGGAGGGAGGGACUCUUUUCGUAACCGAGCCGUCAUCCACUUUCCUGCCCCCUGCCGGGCCUCCAGUCAUCGCCAAACCUGCUCCCUCUCUGCACGGAAAUGCAAUCAAACCCCUGGACAGUGCUUGUAUGUUUUCCACUUGUGCGAACCUGCAGGAUGGAGGACAGAAGUGCAUCCCCUCUGAUGACUUCGAGUGCGAGGAGGCUCUGUUGGCCCAGGGCUCGAUAGACUCUCAGGACUCUGCAGGGCCCAGAAGCAGCAGCCGGCCAUCAGCCCCACUCCUCCACCUCCUCCCUGUGACUGUGUGUGUGUCCAUCCUGCCAGCGUUCCUGUUCCACGUCUCAUAAAUGUGAACUAGCAUACACACAUACAUGCCCACACACACAUUUACACACACACACACACACACAUUUACACACAGACACACACACACACACACACACACUAAAUGUCAGCCAGCAGACGUCCAGCAUCAACAACUGCCUUUCAGAGGAGGAGGGAAGUUAUUCUGGAGGACGUUCGGAUUAGCCAGCUCUCUGCACCACACACACAGUGCACACACACCGUGAGAGGGUGUGUUGUGUGUUUGAGCGAGGGUGAGAAUGAGAGAGGCAGACACAGAGAGACUCCUGGGAUUUUCGAUCACAUUGACUUCGUUUCCAAAGCUCAGUGUCUGCAGAGUUUGUGUGCAGCCCGGCUCAGACUCACUGCCUCCAGCUUUCUGGGAUCCGAGACAGCUGGGCUCAGAAACACAGGGACUUUGGCUCAAGCUUGGAACUGCACACACACGCACACAAACACACACACAAACACGGAGAACAAGUCUUAAAGUUGGCAGCGCGAUGGUGAGAGAGACGACAGAGCUGGACAGAUGGGACGGAUCAUUCCUCUGUGUUUGUCAGCUCAAUUUAUCACUUCCCUGGACCUCUCUGGUGGCAAGAAAGCUAUACUGCAUACAUUCAAACGCACACGCUGUAACCCUCCCCUUAGACCUCGUUAGCGGGCAAACAGGGUCCCCACAAGGACACAAACACUCAUGCUGUACACCAGUGUGCUUUUCGCAGGUCUUUCUCUUCAUUUUGUUGUCAACAUUCUGUAAAAACUUCAUUUAAUGUGGAAUAUGAAAAAAGAGUGUAUAUUUCACAAAUGUAAGUGUAAAAUUGUGCGAGUGUGUGUGUGUGUGUGUGUGUUUGUGCAUGAGUGUCGGUGGCUGAAUGUGGAUGUACAGACAUGUGGAAGCAAACAAAGGAAGAAGGACUCAGCUGCAGGACACACAGCGAUGUGUGUGUACUCUCAACCAAACAAAAUUUGGGAGUUUUAGGUUUUUUCCUCCUCUUGUCUUGAUUGGUUGUAGGUGUAUUGCUAACAAAGCUACAGCUGUUAUCAUGGUAUUAGACCACCAAGCCCCUGUCAGUUUAACACAGUCACAGUUUAAAUGGGUGCUGCUGGUGCUGCAGUUACAGCAGGGCAGACAGUGGUGGUGGACACAGACCCACCAAAGUUGUAGAGAUCAGCGCGCUGAGACGGGGAACAAUGCUGUGACCGCUCACAAUCAGAUCCAACUUUGGAGCAACUUUGGAGCACCAACACAGCAAUACAGCCUGCAAUUAAAUGCAAGCUGUUCCUAAUAAUACGGCAAAAAAACAUGUUGGUGUCUUCAGUCACACAGUCCAGCCUGAACCUCGGUGGCCUGAAACAGAAAUUCCUCAAUAAAGAGUGACGUCGUUUCUGCACAACAGUGAUAAAUCUGCAGAACUGAUUUUUCUAUAAGGAUAGAACCAGAGACCUGCCCAUCGAGUCAUGUCUGCUACGCAAAGACGAGCCACUCUGUUCAGCACAGACGGACUCAGGUUAGAAAUGACAGUGAGAGUGACUGCAGUCUGGGGCGAAGCACAGUUGUUGGGUUGUGUCCCACCAGACUUCUUGUCAGUGCUUGCCGCUUCACUGCAUUUUUUCGAACCCAAACCAACGGGUUUUUGGAUCCCGUUGGUUUGGGUUAGGGGAACAAAUAAAAGUCUGUCCUUUGUGAUGAAAGUCGGACCUACAUUCACUUGCUCAUUAGAAGAUUUGGAGAUUUGAGUUGUACUUCUUCACACACGCAGCGGGCGGUUAAAAUAGGUGAUUAAGAGCAGAAUGGGCAGGGAAAAUGUUUACUCCCUGCUUACUCCCAGAGUCUCUGUUUUAUAGCUACUGAGCUUCCUCACACAGUUUCUGGAUGAUCACCAGCUAUGCUCGCACUAUCAGAAAAAGUGACUCCCACCACCCGUUACAGCUGCAGAGUUUCAGGCAGCUGGGUGGCAGCUGACACCUGACAUAUUCACAGCAGCUUUAUGUCUGCGGAGUUUCUGGUUUCAAAUGUACCGUCUCCAAGAUGCACCAAAGACUCAACUAUAUUCAUACCUGUAUGAAACCAUCCUCUGUCCUGGCAGCUCUUGGGGCUGUUGACAAAGACUCUUCAGUUCAGAGCAUAAAAGUUGUUUGUGUUCUUACGCUGCUUCUUAUCAUCAGCGGUUCAAAUACGAUCAUAUGAAGUGGUACCUGCUUCAGAGCCACCGUGUUUCUAAGUAGACCACAUUUCUUUUGGAUCUAUGUUUAGCUUCCAGACAUCGAGUGCACUUCUUUGGCACCAUGUUAGCAGGCGAUGCUAUCGGGCUGUCGUCACUUCCUCUGGUAGCGGCUUCAGUCACUUAGAAUGGAGAAAAGCUGAACUUAUCACUAGCUCACCUCGAGGAGCCUAAAAACACAAAAAACAUGUAAAACUGCUUCAACUAUCCAAGAGCAGUCGCCUCAGGGGUGUUUAUACUGUAAGACCCUGCAAUUAGACAGAAGCUCUCGGCAACAGUGGGGAAGAAAAACUCCCUUCUGAGAAAAUGAAAGUUCCAAGAGAACUAGGUGACUGAAAACAUCAAUAAUUCAAGGAAAGGAUUUGUCACUAGUGUUAGCGUGUUAAAGGGCAGGGUCACUGUUUCCAGCAGACUGGCUCAGGUUCUUCUGCAGUCAGCCCAAAAAAACACAUGUACAGCCUGAUACACAAACUGUUUGGUCUCUAUAGAUAAUUUCCCCUUCAUAAUCACUCUUUAUGAUUCACCUGUUUAAAUUGUAUUAAAGUUUACAUUAUUAGGGGCGUGGCUUCUGACUGACAGGUGGAUGGCAUACAGCUGUUUGUAACAUUUGGAUCACUUCCUCCUGCGUUUGCUUCCCUUAAUGUGUUUAAUAUGUGAGUGUGUGUGGGGUUCUCAGUGUGUACAGUACCUCUGGCCACUCUGUGGGGUAUUUUUUAUGUUUCAUAGAAGCUACCAGGAUGCAGAACAUGAACUGUUGUGCUGCAAGGUUGUCACCAGUUGAAGCUCGAGGUAGUCGUCACUUUGUGCCAUCCGUGGGCUGGAAGACCUGAGAUCAGUUCCAGAGGCGCUGGUGCGUCCUUACUUUAGUGUGAUUAUUACUGUCAUCCCUGCUAGCGGUCAGGAAAACGUAUUACCGUGUCUGUGAAGGGUCAUUACACAAUUGUCCAAAUCAGUGAGAUUGCUAUUAAAUUUGUUGUAAACAUUGUGAUAUUUCCCCUUGGGCUUUCAGCAGUAUCAUUAUUAGGACAGAUUUGUUUUUGUGUCUGAAAUUGGACGAUGAAGUCAUAUAUUUCUAAUCACCUCGGCCUUCCUCUUGUCCCGUAAUCAUGUUGCUUUUUUCAUCUACUUUUAUUCCAGGAGCAUUUUUCCCUGGAGUUUCUCAUCGGCAUCAUCCAGACACCUUUUUUCGCUUAAAAUGUGAAUUAAAAUGUGAUUUUCAUUAAACUCAGUGUUAACGUAACGCUGGCUGUUCAUGAUGCCCUGCA
Molecule: messenger RNA, 4576 nt
Organism: Haplochromis burtoni (Burton's mouthbrooder)
Lineage: Eukaryota; Metazoa; Chordata; Actinopteri; Cichliformes; Cichlidae
Product: GDNF family receptor alpha-2
Biological process (GO): nervous system development
Cellular component (GO): external side of plasma membrane; signaling receptor complex
Molecular function (GO): signaling receptor activity
Source: RefSeq, a predicted model, not a curated record